AUGUUGGAAAAGCUUCGACGAAAAUAAGGUUUGAAAAGCCUGGGUUAAAGUUGUUUAAGUUCACAGCAUCAACCUUGGCCAAGGUGGUGGCUCCAGGUCUGUCUGUGAGCGGCCUGCUGGAGUUUACUCCAGAGGAAGAGGAGGAGGUCAGAGACUGCCUUCUGAUUCAUAUAGAUGAUGUAGAAACAAUCAAAAUUCCACUGAUGUGGUUUCCCAGGGUUUUUUCCUUCCAAAUGGACUCAGUGCUAGACUUUGGGUGUAUUGCUGCAAGCAGUCGGUUGAUCAGCAAACAGCACCAAAUAACCAAUCAGGGAUCAGCACCUGGUGUGUUCCAGGUUCAGUACAGUGGAGACGCCUCAGUCAAACUCUCACCCUGCAGUGGAGUCAUAGCAGCUGGUGCCACCCAGUGGCUUAAAGUGGAGCUGCGCACAGACAGACCAAGGCACAUUGAUGAAAAGGCUAUGGUGAAACUGGAGAAUUGCUCUGCUGUAGUUCUCAACAUAAAGGCUGAGGUGGUGGAACAGCAUCUUGAGGUUUUUGACCAAAAGGGCAAUCCACUCUCUUGUCUGUGGUUUGGACCUGUAUACUUUGGAACGUCCCAUGUGGAGAAUGUGGUUCUGAGAAAUAAUGCGCCCGAGGCAUGUGACUGGGUCUGCCUGCUGCAGGAUACGGCUGCUGGGAUUGAGGUGGGAACAGACCUCCAGAAGAGCACAGACGCCGCCCUGCUGGAGAGAAUGCAGAAGAGCAGUUCAGCCACCCGUGACGUCUCUCAGGUCUUGGUGUGUGUUCCCAAACAGGGCCGACUGGGACCGUAUGGAAAAACCACUGUGUCAGUGUGCUUCAGCCCUCAAUGCAAGAGCAGACGGGAAGAGAAGAAGCUUGAUUACUGGACCAGCAGACAAGACUACUGUCUCUUCCUGCUGUUUGAGUCAUUAGGAAGCAGAUAUGGCUUCGUUCACCAUGAUGGUAAAAGCAGUGUGGAGCUGGCAGUGACAGGCUCUGGACUGCCUGUGUGUUUGGUGCCCAGUCCCUCUCAUAGAUAUGAUUUCCUCACUUGUGUGCUGGGUCAACGUGUGGACCUGCUGUGUGUGCUUCAGAACCUCUGUCCUCAACUUCCUGUCAAUUUCCGCUUCCAAAAGUGUGCACAUUUCUCCACCAAGCCCUCUUCUGGGACUAUUGCUCCUGGACAAUGCCAGGAUGUGGUCUUAUCUUUCACUGCACGGCAGCAAGGGAGCUUUCAGGUGUGUCAGAAGCUAGAUGUCUUGGGUCCUGCUGUUCAGAGAGAAGGCAUCACUGCUGAUUCUGUUCAUGAACUUGAGCUUCACAGCUUCCACACAAUUACUCUAAACCUGUCCGCUGUCUGCUGCAAUGAGACCACACAGCCUGUCCCUCAUCUGAAUCCUGGCAUCACUCCAGCAGUGACUAAUCCAACUGGAUCACUCCCUCACGUUCGGUCAAGUGACCUGGCUCGCUGUCGUGAGAUGGUGCCGAAUGCUGUCCUCAGCGCCGGCAAAACACUACUCCAUGAACAUCGCAGGCAGAGGAGUCAAAACACAGGGGCUGAGGAGUUCCUGGCCUUUCCUAAUGACCGAGCCAUGAGUAUCAGGCCUGCCUCUACACACCAACAGUACAGGACCAUCUUCACUGGUGUACACCGCUAUAGCUAUGUGGACACCAACUAUGCCUUUACUGAUGAAGAGGAGAAGCAGAGGCAGCGGCAGCGACAGAUUUACAGCGACUUCAUCGUACAGCUCAGACAUACACGCCUACAGAAACAAAAAGAGAGACAGCUGGAAAAAGGGGUGGAAGAUGUGGACAUGUGCAUUGUUCCCUCUCAAGGGCUUGAUCCACCUUCAGUCCGCAUCAGCGACCUGGAGAGCAGUAAUAUCUCAGAGACCAAGCCAAACUAUCGCCAAGCUUCCUCAGCAGAUAAACACAGCUCCAACCAAGACAUGACAUCUAUCACCCGGCAGGUUAACAGUCAGGCAGUGAGUGCAGUUCCCUCUACCAGCCAGGAGGUGGCAGACUGCAACAGGACUCUGACAGCUCAGGAGCUUUUCCAAGUUUGCCUAGCACUCUACACCAUAACUCCUCCCAACAGCACACACCACCCCACCCCCCCCCCCACACUACCACCACGAACGCACAACUGUCACGCAAGCACCGGGGCAAACAACCACGCGUCCAACCUUUCUACUACAAUCAACGUCGGUGGCAACGCCCUCAACACCGGAGCGCUGCAGGAAUGCUUCAGCAGGAACGCAGCUGAACAGAUGUGA
Notothenia coriiceps (black rockcod) is the source of this 2279-nucleotide messenger RNA. RefSeq lists its product as uncharacterized. Bases 204 to 2279 code for a protein of 691 amino acids. Gene Ontology annotation, cellular component: cilium. NCBI's taxonomy places the organism in Eukaryota, Metazoa, Chordata, Actinopteri, Perciformes, Nototheniidae. The record is from RefSeq and is a predicted model, not a curated record. Gene Ontology annotation, biological process: cilium assembly; sperm axoneme assembly. The transcript has 16 exons.